UAGCCCACAGUCGCGUUUGCACCGAUCUAGCGAGCGGUAGACUUUUGCGCUGACCGAGAGAAAGGAGCCAACAGAGCCGAGAACCUGAAUCAGAACGGGGCCAGAAUCGCAGCAAAGGAGUAAAGUAACUAGGACACACCUCCGGGCAGCAGACAAAAUGAGCCAGAACCAACUGAGCACCGAGCAACUGCUCUUCGAGGAGAAGCCUCUUUAUGUGCCCCCAUUGUCGGAACUGCAGAACGUUAUACAGGGUGCCCUGACCGCCAACUUUGCCAAAGUGGACGUGAGUGUGGGUCCUUGUCCGGAUUUGAAGGCCCAGCAGUUUGGUCUGGUGGAGAGUGGACUGGGUGGCAAACCAACUCUGCUGGAGGCAGGAGGCCCACCCUUUUUGCUGCCCUUGGUGCAGCGCGAUAAGUUGUACAACAUCAAGGAGAUCACGCGCAAGAUCCAGGGUCCUGGCAAGAUCUUUGCCGUGGGCGCAGGAGCAGGUCCUUGGCCAAUCCGGGGAUCCAACUGCGAGGGCAUCUUCAAUCUGUCGGUGAGCGAGAAGGAUGAGCUCACGAAUGGGAGCUACACUGCCACGGUGAGGGGGGAACAGGAGGAGUGUGUCCUGGAGAAGAUCCCCCACACGGAGCCCCGCUGCGCUUUGCUCCUCAACCUCUUCCUCAGCCAAGGGAAACCCGGUCAGGUCCUGAAGAUCACCGCCAAGCAACGCACCGGCGAACUGAACUUCAUCGAGUGCAUCCGCAAGGGUCUGGAGAACCACUACGGCGAUAAGGUGGUGGGUCUGGGAGGCAUCUUCGUGAUCAAGAAGGGCGCUGCCCAUCAGCACGUGAUGCGGGACUUCAGCAAGACACCCAUCCACACCGACGAGGAGGUCAACGAAUGGCUCAAGUUCUACGAAAUGCCUGCUCAGCUUAAUGCCGUGGGCACUUUGGUGACCAAGGAGCACGACCUUGACCUUCGCCUGCAGCACUUCCACUCCUUCUCCUUCAGCAACUGGGGUGGUCACUACCAUUACGAUACCACGCCCGAUGUUGUGGAGUACGAGGCCUACUUGAAUGUUGCUGAACGGGUGGUGAGGGUGGACAAGCCCGAGGCCACUCACAAGGUCGGACGAGACUAGAUCUUAUCUCUCAUAUCUAGUUGUAGAUGACUUUUCCAUUUGCCCCAAAACCCCCCAUAAAUAAUUGUAAAUAAACAAAAUAAAAACUUUAAAAUAGA
This is a messenger RNA of Drosophila rhopaloa, 1224 nucleotides long. Its product is annotated as ester hydrolase C11orf54 homolog. NCBI's taxonomy places the organism in Eukaryota, Metazoa, Arthropoda, Insecta, Diptera, Drosophilidae. Bases 158 to 1126 code for a protein of 322 amino acids. Gene Ontology annotation, cellular component: nucleus. The record is from RefSeq and is a predicted model, not a curated record. The transcript is spliced from 2 exons. Gene Ontology annotation, molecular function: zinc ion binding; hydrolase activity, acting on ester bonds.